Molecule: messenger RNA, 771 nt
Organism: Geodia barretti
Lineage: Eukaryota; Metazoa; Porifera; Demospongiae; Tetractinellida; Geodiidae
Source: the annotation of a GenBank genome assembly
CAACAGUAUCUUCUCUCUGACUCUGAUGGUGAGGAGCCCGUGGUUCCAGCUGAUGCAGGUGUUAACGAGGUUAGGCUCCAAGACAAGGGGAGUCGACCACAGUCGGUUCGAGUAGUGGUUGCAGGAGUUCCUGUGGAAGGAAUCGUGGAUACGGCAGCCGACAUCACUAUUGUCGGGGCGGAGGUGUUCAAACGUAUCGCAGUUGUCGCUAAGUUGAGGAAGCGAGAAUUGAAACCAGCUGACAAAACACCACGUACAUAUGACCACAAGAUCUUCAGGCUCGAUGGACGCCUGGACCUAGAUGUUACCUUUCAAGGGAAGACCAUGAAGACGCCAAUCUAUCUGAAGAUGGAUGCCAAGGAAUCACUCCUACUGUCUGAAGGAGUGUGUCGCCAACUGGGUAUCGUCAGCUACCACCCACAAGUAACGCCUGGCGGCAAUCACAGUAAGGAGAAGAUCACGAGUGAUGUGUUGGUGCCUGCAGUCAGGGUACAACUUGUUGAGACGGUGAAGCUGAAACCUCGGGAGAGUAUAAUGGCGGGGGUUAGUGGGCAGGGACAGUGGUCAGAGCCGGAGUUCAUGCUGCUUGAGACCGACGACCAGCAGGAAGUGGAGGCUGGGGCACGCAUCGCUAGUGCACUCGUCAAGCCCGUCAGCCGAUGGUGUGGUUCAGGUACUCAUCUCCAACUCUCACUCGCUCACCCAUAAGAUUCCAGAGGGAACGGAGAUCGGUGGAGCGGUGCCUGUUGAGAUAGUGGAGCCAGCUGACCC